This is a messenger RNA of Tribolium castaneum (red flour beetle), 2191 nucleotides long. RefSeq lists its product as uncharacterized. Gene Ontology annotation, cellular component: extracellular region. Gene Ontology annotation, molecular function: Toll binding; growth factor activity. Lineage: Eukaryota; Metazoa; Arthropoda; Insecta; Coleoptera; Tenebrionidae. The record is from RefSeq and is a predicted model, not a curated record. The coding region runs from base 132 to 749 and encodes 205 amino acids. Gene Ontology annotation, biological process: innate immune response; central nervous system formation. The transcript has 4 exons.
UCUCCUGCUGUUAGUGAAAAUGAUGGUCAAGGUGGUGGACGGUAAGUAUCAUUAACUCUUAAUCCUUUGCUGUUAGUGUCAGAUGUACCUGUUCAGAAGACAGUACACAACCUUCAGUGGCAGUGGAAGAAAUGUGGGUUUUUGUGUUGGUUUUUGCCGUUUUCAAAGAGUUGGGCAUUCAAGCCAUGUCAUUUAAUCCAGCCAAGAUGGAUGAUCGCAAGGGUUUGACCUUUCCGGAUUCGAGUGAAAUUGGGGGUGAUUUUUUGUACGAGACGGUGGUCCCCAACUGCCAAAAUCACACGUACUGUGAACACUUGGACCGCUACCCUAACGAACUAUUUUCCAAAAUAUUAAAAAGCCGCGAAAAGGAGUUUUCUCGGUACUUUCAGAGUAUGGCAGUAAUAGAGCCCAUUAUGAGUAGGAACCAAGACACUUCCUGUAUUUGUGCAUCACGCAAAAGUAUUAUAUACCCAAAAGCGGCAUAUAAUAUAAAAAAUAAUCUGAAAUUUAUCUACAACUUCGAUGGAUACAAACAAGGAGUGUCCGUAGAGGUCUGCGUGAUAAAAAAUCAAAUGUGCAAAUUUUACGAGAAGGUGAGAAAGUUAAAAACAAGGUGUCGACAAAAGUUCGUCGAAAAAUUGUUACUGACGGCUGAUGAAAAUGGAAGACCGUACGCUGAUAGGUACAGAUUUCCAUCAGCUUGUGUCUGUUCGUACAAGAUAAUUAGCUCUAAUGUGUUUUUUACUUAAAGUUGGGGUAAGUUUCGUAAUUUAAAUUUUGUUUCACCUACUAACUCAUUUUUAGUAACUGCAGAGUAAUACAUUUACUUUGUGGAGAAGUGAACUGAGACGAUUUUAUCCCUGUAAUUAUCGCAGUAUUAGGUGGAAGAAAACGAUAGGUAUUAAUCACAAUUUAGUGAAUCCCAGCUAAUAAUUCUUGAAAAGUAAUUACGUGUGAUUUGUGUGAUUAUGACGAAUUGUAGGUACGUAAGUUAUUGUGGACUAAUGUGUGUUUUUAUAAUUAAAUUUUAGCAAUUUUAGUCCGGACGUUAGUCAAGUUUUUAUUUAUUGUUACAAGCUUUACCAGUGUCUGAAACUGUUUAAGCAUUUUAUGAAAUAUUAUGUUAGAACUAGCUUAAGCAUUAAAAAUGUACAAACAGACGAAAAGUAUUGUAGUAUUGUAAAUUUAUGUGUACUAUAAACUGUAAUUAAUAAAGCUGUUGAUGUUCGAAUGAACUUAUUUUAUGUGGGAAAAUGAAUAAAAUUUGUUGCAAACAGGAAAGCUAUUAAUAACUGAAACUUAAAUGAAUUUCCUUCAGUUUUGUUUGAGGAACGGUGUGGUCUGAUGUGCGUCCGUGAUGCUGAGUUAUUUGUAUUUGAAAUAAGAAGCCUCUAAUUUAAUAGUAAUAGGUGAGUUGGUUAAAUUCAACCAAAACGUAGUGUGGGCUCUUCUUGCACCUUUAUUGUAACAAAAAAAUUCCACAUAUCUCACUCUUAAUACUUUAAUUAAUUGCUGUUGUGGCACAAACCAAUUGUUAGAUAUAGUAUUUAAAUAAUGCUUGAGGAAAUAAGAAUUUUGUUAAAUUUUGUCCUGCAACGGUUUGUUAAAUCUUACAUUGUGCGUGCAGAAAUCUUCAAGUCGUAAAAACGAUCUUAUGUUGAUUUAAAGAGUUUAUAGCUGCAAAAUAUACAUUUCUUCGAUUUAUUGCUUGACUUGUUAUUUCUGGAGGAAAGUGACGGCAAAAGCAAAUAGCAUUGAUACAAACCAUUUUUUAUUUGUUAACAGAUUCAAGUUUGGUACAAGCUUGGGUGUAAAAUAAAUUUUUCUAUAAGUUUAGUAGUAAAUUAAUUAACUAGUGGCAUACUAAAACCAAAUAAAUACGGUUAUUUAUUAUGUAUUGCUUUUAUUUUAAGAAAACCUAAAGCAAUUUCAGUUACAACUUUAAAUACUUUAUUCGCGGUAAAUAUUAUAUUAAAUCAACAGGUGUAAUAAAAUCGCUGAAUUUGAAUGAACCAUUGUUUUUGAUGUUGCUGUUGCAGACUGUUUAUUGAAUGUUACUUUGAAGUAAUUACAUAAAUUAGAUUCAUUGGGCAUUAAUUAUAUGAUAUUUGAAUGGACACUAAUUAAAUUCACUGAGUCAGUAUAGGGAGAAUAAAAACGUUUCUGAAAUAUUUGUCUGAAUGAAAUUAAA